GGAUUCCCAUUUCGGAAACUGCAAAUCCAGUGCCCGGCACACCCGAUUCACGCUAGCCAUGGCGACCACAGAUGAGGGCGGCUCUACUUUGGGGGAUGAGACCUCAGAGAGCCGGAAAGGCUGGGCGGAAGCCAGUGCCUGCGCCUACUGCGGCAGCGCCUUUUCCAAGCGCUACCUGAAUCCCAGGACAGCGCAACCUAGCCAUCAAGUGCGAGAGACUCUCCAUGGCAGGCACCAUUGCCGCGUAUGCGGAAAUAGCGUGUGCUCCAACUGCUCUCCAAGCAGCAUCAAGCUGGAGGGCGAGAAAGCAUUGCAAAGGGUGUGCACGCCCUGUGUUGCCAACGUGCAGUUGGCGCCCUCCUUUCAGGAGCGGCUGACUCACUUGGGCAGCAGCUUGAGAGCCAUCAGCUCUGGUGAGGUCUUGGAAGAGCCGAAGAGCCUUGAGGAGUCAAUUCACCUUUGCGAGUCCCUGGUGACUUCUCUGGAGGACCUUCGGGACGGGCACCAAGCACAGAAGAGCCAAUUGGAGGGAUCCAAGCUGAAGCUGGAUGCGGCAUCAGCCAAGCUCGCCGGCACUGUGGAGGAGCGGGACCAGCUUCUGAAGGAGCUCACGGAUGUGCGGGCAAAUCUGUCCGCACGAGAAGGUCAUAUCAGCCACCUGGAGGAGGAGCAAGCUGCACUGAAGGCAUCUCUGGCGGAGCAGAAGGAACGCGUCUCGGAAUUCGAGCAGCGCCGGGAGGAGUUGGAGGGCAAGCUGUCAGCCCUCCAGCAGGAGCUCGGAGAGGCGCGGCUGAAAGUGAUCGAGGAGGAAGCGCGGCGCAGUGCCCUGGAAGCGGCGCUCGAGGUCAAGGAUGUGGAGCACUUGGAGCUGCAACAAGCUCACGCAUCCCUCGGGGAGGAGAACCGCAAUCUGCAAGAGAAAGCAGACGCUGCCGCUCGUGAAUCAAGCGAGGCCUCCCAGCGUGCCGCGGACCUGCGGGUAAAGCUCAGCGAGGUGGAGUUCGGCCACCGCAAGGUGACCUCUGGCGUGGCGGCGGCCGAAGCGGCCAAGGAGGCUCAGGCGGCGCUGUCAGCAGCGCAGCAAGAGGCGGCCGAGCAGCGGCGCGGGCGGCGACAUGCGGAGGAGGCCCUGCAGACUGCGCUGACCAGCAGCAAGCGCUUGGGCGAACAGCUGCACGCCUUGGCCGGCGUAGAAGCUCCUUCUCCUGAGACUCUGCCUGAAGCCCUCACAUUCUGCGCCUCUGCCUUGCCCUACCUGCAGGCCCAGGCGCAAGCAGUUUCUCCGGAUCGCCCGGCCAGCAGGAGCAGCGUGAGCCACGUCAGCAUGGACAGGUCGGAGAGUUUGCUCCAGCCGGGCACGUUGGCGCGACCGAGUUGCAUCGAUCGUUGCCAGCAGAGUUGCGCCAUUGCUUGA
This is a messenger RNA of Effrenium voratum, 1414 nucleotides long. Lineage: Eukaryota; Dinophyceae; Suessiales; Symbiodiniaceae. The record is from the annotation of a GenBank genome assembly.